Ostertagia ostertagi is the source of this 1143-nucleotide messenger RNA. Lineage: Eukaryota; Metazoa; Nematoda; Chromadorea; Rhabditida; Trichostrongylidae. The record is from the annotation of a GenBank genome assembly.
GUGGCUUUGGAAGGUAUCAGUGAUGUCUCGCAGCCUCGCAGGAUUUUCAGUUGUCGCCUCGGCUGCGCUCAUCUUCUUAGCCGUGACGGCGCUCAGGCUACAUCGUCAUUGACAUCAACAACUUCUAUGGCGACUCUCCUUCAGAACAUCGAAGAUUUCAAGGGAUUCGCGAAUGACGCCUGGGCGAAGAUGAUUCUAACCAACGAAGGGGCCAGAUUCGCCCGUCAGACAUACUAUUCCAGCAGUGGAGUAAACAACGGCCAGAUAGUAGGACCACCAGCGAGUGAGUGCAAGUGCGGAGCUCAGCCGAACAGCUGCCCACCAGGACCUCCAGGACCACCUGGAGAGCCAGGAGAGGGUGGUAGCGAUGGAGAAAACGGACAACAUGGCCCAGGAGGAACAGGUCCUAUCGGAGAUCAAGGACAAGCGGGAGCACCAGGUAUACCUGGUCAACAAGGGCUGCCUGGACAGAACGGUAAACGCGGAACUGGACGCUCAGGACCACCUGGACAACCAGGACCACCGGGACAAUAUGGUCAACCUGGACAGAAUGGUUAUGCCGGGAACGAUGGUGCUCCUGGACAACAGGGAUCUGUGGGACCAGAAGGAAAUGCUGGCAACCCCAGCGACAUCAACUCGUUCUACGACGAUGCAGUCACAGACUUGGGCGAGUUCAAGGAAUUCGCGGACGACGCCUGGAACACGAUGAUUAGAACAGCAAGCGGACAGUCUCAACUCGAAAGUUUGAGCCAUUUUAUGAUGAUGUACGCCAGAGAAAAAAAGAGGCGCGGCGGCUCCUGCAACUGUGGAGCGCAGCCAAACAACUGUCCCGUGGGACAACCCGGACCCCCUGGAGAGAACGGAGCACCCGGAGAGGAUGGACCUCCUGGUCAACCUGCUCCUCACGGAAACAAAGGCAUCGGAAUGGUUGGAAUGCCAAACGAACCCGUUGGAUGUAUCCAGUGCCCACCCGGCCCAGCAGGACCACCAGGACCAGAUGGACUCAUCGGAGAAGCUGGUCCCGACGGUCAAAACGGUGCCGAUGGGCCACCAGGACCUAACGGAAAUCCUGGAAUCUCAGGCGAGCCAGGAGAUGCUGGCGAACGAGGAGAACCAGGAGCACCCGGGACUUCCAGGAGCUGA